Molecule: messenger RNA, 1347 nt
Organism: Motacilla alba alba
Lineage: Eukaryota; Metazoa; Chordata; Aves; Passeriformes; Motacillidae
Product: olfactory receptor 14I1-like
Exons: 2
Coding region: 334-1266 (310 amino acids)
Biological process (GO): G protein-coupled receptor signaling pathway
Cellular component (GO): membrane
Molecular function (GO): olfactory receptor activity; G protein-coupled receptor activity
Source: RefSeq, a predicted model, not a curated record
UGGAGUUGCAAUUUAACUUUGAUUUCUUGAGAAGUUUUUUGAAGACUCUCUCAGGGACUGAGUCUGAUGUAAACAACACCAAAGUCCCAAGAGGCUCAUUAAAAUCCUUGUGCUGUGUCUGUGCUGCUGAGCUUUAAAGGAACAGCUCUUGCCAGGACCAGCUCCUCUCCCAGCCCAGCAGGGCUGAGGGCUCUGCCUGCAGGCACUGAGGGGACAGGAGCCAGGCAGAGACAGGCUGAAGGCAAUCAGGAUUGGGAAGACAUUGAGCUGAGACUUCACCUGGGGAAAGAUCUCCACAGCCCUCUACAUGUUCACAAUGCCCAGAGUCAAGAAAUGUCCAACAGCAGCUCCAUCAGCCACUUCCUCCUGCUGCCAUUGGCAGACACGUGGCAGCUGCAGCUCCUGCACUUCUGCCUCUUCCUCAGCAUCUCCCUGGCUGCCCUCCUGGGCAACGGCCUCAUCAUCAGCGCCGUAGCCUGCGGCCACCACCUGCACACGCCCAUGUUCUUCUUCCUGCUCAACCUGGCCCUCACUGACCUGGGCUCCAUCUGCACCACUGUCCCCAAAGCCAUGCACAAUUCCCUCUGGGACACCAGCACCAUCUCCUACUCAGGAUGUGCUGCACAGGUAUUUUUCUUUAUGUUCUUCAUCUCAGCAGAAUUUUCCCUUUUGACCGUCAUGUGCUACGACCGCUACGUGUCCAUCUGCAAACCCCUGCACUACGGGGCCCUCCUGGGCAGCAGAGCUUGUGCCCACAUGGCAGCAGCUGCCUGGGCCAGUGCCUUUCUCAAUGCUCUGCUGCACACGGCCAAUACAUUUUCCUUGCCCCUGUGCCAUGGCAAUGCCCUGGGCCAGUUCUUCUGUGAAAUCCCACAGAUCCUCAAGCUCUCCUGCUCCAAAUCCUACCUCAGGGAAGCUUGGUUUCUUGUGUUUUCCAUAUAUUUAGUUUUCGCUUGUUUUGUGUUCAUUGUUUUCUCCUAUGUGCAGAUCUUCAGGGCUGUGCUGAGGAUCCCCUCUGAGCAGGGACGGCACAAAGCCUUUUCCACCUGCCUCCCUCACCUGGCCGUGCUCUCCCUGUUUAUCAGCACUGGCACAUUUGCCUCCCUGAAGCCCCCCUCCAUCUCCUCCCCAUCCCUGGAUCUGGCCCUGUCAGUUCUGUACUCGGUGGUGCCUCCAGCCCUGAACCCCCUCAUCUACAGCCUGAGGAACCAGGAGCUCAAGGCUGCAGUGUGGACACUGAUAACUGGAAGAUUUCAGAAACAGUGAAUUGGUUGACAGUUUUUGCAAAUCACUUGCAUAAUAAAAGUCAUCUUUGACAGUACUUGUUGGUUUGGUUGCUGGUUUGAU